Messenger RNA from Octodon degus (degu), 3698 nucleotides. It is a transcript of the gene Ankmy1, whose product is annotated as ankyrin repeat and MYND domain containing 1. The coding region runs from base 82 to 3537 and encodes 1151 amino acids. The transcript is spliced from 16 exons. The record is from RefSeq and is a predicted model, not a curated record. NCBI's taxonomy places the organism in Eukaryota, Metazoa, Chordata, Mammalia, Rodentia, Octodontidae. Gene Ontology annotation, molecular function: protein binding.
UGGAGGCGCCCGGAUCCUUCGCAGGACUUCUGAGGACCAUAGUGGUCCCAAGCUUCGUCUCCAGGGUGGAAGGGGACAGACAUGGAAAGAGAUCGUUCCUCGGCCAGUCUGGACUAUAGCUCCAGAGGCCGGGUGGAGGAGCAGGAUGGCCAGCCUUCUGCGGUGGAGGAUCCCGGGCACCCAGACAGCUACAGCCUCGUCACUGCCAGGGAGGGACCAGUGUCCCUGGAGGAGGAGGUGGAGGAGACUGAGGGGCCCUUGAGUGAGCUGCACCUCAAGGUGGCCCCCAUCCAGCUGGUCCGUGGUGUGCAGACCUGGCCGGACGGCAGUGUCUACCAGGGGGAGUUUGGGCUCAACGUGAAGAUGGGGUAUGGCGAGUUCUCUUGGCCCACAGGUGAGGCCUACUGCGGGCAGUUUUACCGUGACCACUGCCAUGGCCUGGGCACCUACACGUGGCCGGACGGCUGCAGCUUCACCGGCACGUUUUACCUCAGCCAGCGGGAAGGCUAUGGCAGCAUGAACCUGAAGACCAGGCUCUUCCAGGGCCUGUAUAAAGCAGACGUCCGAUUUGGGCCAGGCGUGGAGACCUACCCCGAUGGUAGCCAGGACGUGGGGUUGUGGUUCCGUGAGCACCUCAUCAAGCUGGCCACAGAGAUGCCCGGCAGCUUCUCCAUGCUCAGCUACCCAGAGUUCUCUGCCUUCCUCACGUGCUCUCGGGAAAGGAUCAGCCUUCCAGACCAGCAGACCAUGGAGUGGGGCCCACCCGAGGACCAGGACCCCUUCUUCUAUGAGUAUAAGCGCUUUCUCCUGAAUGAUAACCUGACACUGCCCCUGGAAAUGCAGGUCUACUCAACUGACUCCUGCCAUCUGCCCAUGACAAGCUCUUUACGCAGAGAACUGGAUGCCCAGAUCUUUAUGGAUGACAUCCCGCCAUUUGUUGACGAUGAAGAACCCUGGUUUAUAACAAAUGAAACCCCUUUAUUGGUCAAAAUCCAGAAGCAGGCUUACAAGUUCAGGAACAAGGAAGCACACACCAGCUGGAAGAUGGGCGCCAUCUUGGAGGGGAACCGCACCGGCUUCGGGCGCACAGGGCCCAAGGAACAGUUUUCCCAGGAAAUGAUCCUUAAGGCGGAGCAAGGCGCCUACGACUGGAUCUGUGGGAUUCUGAAGGACCGCCUUGCCUGUGCUGACGUGGCUGAUUCCAAGGGCUACACUGUGCUUGCCGCAGCUGCUGUGCACUGUCACAAUGACAUCGUUAGCCUCCUCCUGGAUCAUGGGGCCAACGUGAACAAGUUCACAGACGAAGGCCUCACACCGCUCAACAUGUGCCUCCUGCUGUACUACCCCAGUGGAUCUUUCAAACCCAAUGUUGCUGAGAGGACGGUGCCCCAGGAGAAGCCAAAGCAGCUCCUCAUCCUCAAGCCUUCCUGCUCUGGUGUGGAGAUGACUGUGGGCUCCACCUACGAGGCGGUGGAGCUUGCCCCAAGCAGCAGGGAGCAGAAACUGCUGCCAAGCCCUCCAGGCAGCCAGGAGGAUGGGCUAGCCUUGGGUGCCCCUCAGUCUUUGGAGUCCAGCUCCCCUUCAGCACAGGGCGCUCUCAGUGACAGGGAGAAAGGGCCAGAGGAUGCAUCCGGAGGCCUGGACGUGUCCCCCCUGUGCAGCGAGACACACUUCGCCUCCAACCUGUGUGUACACAACUACUCCAUCCAGCUCUCGAGGGGCAUGUUGGAGAAGAGCGCCCAGGCCUAUAGCACACUGCAGGCCCCUACUAUCCCAGACAAGGGGACCGUGAGGGGGAUGGCGUGGUCCAUGGUUGAACACAGAUGCCGGUGGUUGACCAUCAAGCUGCUUCUGCACCGAGGUGCAGACCCCAACCUGUGUUGCGUACCCAUGCGGGCCUUGUUCUUCGCUGUGAAGGCCGGGGAUGUGGAUGGGGUGCAGCUGCUGCUGGAGAGCGGGGCCAGGACCGACAUCCGGUACCCGCCCCAGCUGGGGGCCCUGACUCCACUCCAUAUCGCUGCUGCCCUCCCAGGGGAAGAGGGCGUCAGGAUCACAGAGCUGCUGCUCCACGCCAUCACUGAUGUGGACGCUCAGGCAGCUGACCAGGAUGAGGCAUACAAACCAGACAAGCUGGAGCUGCUGCCCUCAAGCCUGAAGCUCAGCAAUGAGCCGGGCCCACCCAGCAGCUACUACACCACGAGCAUGCGUGUCGCUGAGGAGGGCGGCAGGACGGCUCUACAUGUGGCCUGUGAGCGGGAGGAUAGCAAUAAGUGUGCCAGGGAUGUCGUGCAGCUCCUUCUGUCCCAUGGGGCGGACCCCAACCUGCUGUGGAGCGGUCAUUCCCCGCUCUCCCUGUCCAUUGCCAGUGGGAAUGACCUGAUCGUGAAGGAGCUCUUGUCCUGCGGAGCUGACCCCAACCUGCCCCUGACCCGAGGCCUGGGCAGCGCCCUAUGCGUGGUCUGCGACCUGGCCUAUGAGCAGCGGAGGAGCACGGACAACAAGAUCACCCUGAUUGACCGGCUCCUGCAACACGGGGCCGACAUCCUGAAGCCAGUGACACUCAUGCAGGGUGACAGGAUGGCAGUGGGCACUGCAGUGGACUACGGCUACUUUCAGUUCUUCCAGGACCGGAAGAUCGCCCACUGCCCCUUCCACUCACUGUUGCCGGCGGAGCGGGAGACCUUCCUGGCCCGGAAGAGGCUCCUGGAGCACAUGGGUUUGCAGCUGCGGCAUGCCGUGCUGGCUAAGGAGCAGGAGUGGGACAGGAAGGCGCUGGCCCACAGCAGGAAAGUGGAGCUGUGCCCUAGCCAGAGGAUGAAGAAGAGAAGCUCAGGCCUGGCCAAGGCCCCGGACACGGAGGGCCAGGAGCUCAUGCCUUUCUUCAAGUUUUGCUACCAGUGUGGCCGCUCCAUCGGUGUCCGCCUCACGCCCUGCGCCCGCUGCUAUGGGAUCCUGACCUGCAGCAAGUUCUGUAAGUCCAAGGCCUGGGUCGAGUUCCACAAGAAGGACUGCAGUGAGGUGAUGGGCAUGCCAGGCCGUCAGAAGACAGGUGCAGGCCCACGGGGCCAGGAGGGGUACUGGGGCAGAGCGGGAUUGCCCCUCACCCAUGCAGGCUCCAGACCCGGGCUGUCCAGCUGGGCUGCCUGCAGGCUCUGCUGUUCCUGGGCUACAGGGCUCUUGGCCCAUGGCAUGGUGUGGGUUGGGCUCUGUAUAGAACACUACUCUCCUGCCCUCCUCCUGGGCAGUGGGCUCGACCUGAGGCUGGGCGAAGGCAGGCAGGGGCUUCCUCACAGCCUUCUGUGGGUGGAUGCACGGAGCCACCUCUGGCCUCAGCCUGGCCUGUGCAUGCCGGCGGUGCCCCUUGGCUUGUCCUCUGGAGAGGGGAACAUCUUAACACAGGCACCAUGCACUGGGGACCUGGGCAUGGCUGCUUUUCUGGGGCUCCAGGGUGGGGCUGCUGUAGAUUCACAGCUUAGCCGGGCCAUGGGGCUCUUGUCAUGGAUGAAGGGGCUUGGGGGUGCAGAGAACAAGGUCUGACCCCCCUCACUGUGCCUCUCUCGUCCAGUGCCCAGCUCUGUAAACACCAACUGGAGGGCAGAAGACCCUCAGUGAAGGAGGCCAGACCCAGGGAGGAUCUGGGGCUGUGCCCACCGGUCACCCGUGGCUCUGUGGGGGCUUAGGCAGAAAACCUCUGUAUU